GCUAAAAGUGACAUUUAUUUUCUCAAGCCGCUUUUGCAUGGUGGUAAACAAAAAAUUUAUCCACGAAAUUCAUUUAAUUAAAUUAUUAUUUAAUGCCUAAAAUAUGUCGGCAGGAUCAGUGGAUUUAAGCUCAUACCGCGAUCAACAUUUCAAGGGCUCACGCUCCGAACAAGAGCGGUCACUCCGCGAUUCUUGUACAUUAUAUGUGGGAAAUCUAUCAUUUUACACAACCGAGGAACAAAUUCAUGAAUUAUUUUCCCGGUGUGGCGAAGUGCGGCGCAUUGUGAUGGGUUUAGAUAAAUACAAGAAAACACCUUGUGGAUUUUGUUUCGUCGAAUACUAUAUUCGCCCGGACGCAGAAAUGGCAAUGAGAUAUGUAAAUGGUACAAGAUUGGAUGAUCGUCUUAUACGUGUCGACUGGGAUGCAGGCUUCAUUGAAGGACGACAGUAUGGCCGUGGAAAAACUGGCGGGCAAGUGCGUGAUGAAUAUCGCACAGACUAUGAUGCAGGACGAGGAGGUUAUGGCAAGCUACUUCAACAAAAAAUUGCUCCUAACACAGACAACCGUUAAUUAUCCAAUUUUUUAUAUACAGAUGUAUUUUUAAGUUUAGGAUUUAUACAUAAAUAUAUAAUCUUGAAAAAUAUGAAA
Molecule: messenger RNA, 649 nt
Organism: Ceratitis capitata (Mediterranean fruit fly)
Lineage: Eukaryota; Metazoa; Arthropoda; Insecta; Diptera; Tephritidae
Gene: Cbp20
Product: nuclear cap-binding protein subunit 2
Exons: 3
Coding region: 104-571 (155 amino acids)
Biological process (GO): mRNA cis splicing, via spliceosome
Cellular component (GO): nuclear cap binding complex
Molecular function (GO): RNA cap binding
Source: RefSeq, a predicted model, not a curated record